Molecule: messenger RNA, 4083 nt
Organism: Pantherophis guttatus
Lineage: Eukaryota; Metazoa; Chordata; Lepidosauria; Squamata; Colubridae
Source: RefSeq, a predicted model, not a curated record
GUAGCCUUUCCCUUUAAGGAUUGUCAGAAGGCAGAGCUUUCCCUUCUUAAAUUCAAAACUCCGGCUGGGAGAUUACUUCGCCAAUGAUUGGAGUCCAAUAUCUUUAUUUUCCGCGUUACUCGACUGCGCUUUCCCUCUGAGCCUGUGGGUGGAGACUUCAAGGUUAUCAGCCCGCACCUCAAGUCUGAUCUUUAAUAAAACUCCAGUCAGCCCUCAACGUUUCUGGUGAGCGGUCAAAUUGGACUGGAUCCCUGUUUUAAAGCAAAGCCGAAGUAGAUGCUGGCUUGGCCUUGAAAUAUGGGCAGUGGUUUUUUCCCACGAAGGCAGAGCUUCCCCAGAAGAUGCCAUGAUCAGUGGUUUCACCAAAAUAAUAUACCCAAUGAAAACUUUUGGAUGGAUACUUGGAACAUGCCACAGAAUCAGUUUCCAGAGAGACCCCCUCCAUGGUGGAACCAACACCAUCCAGAGGAACAGAGGCCCUACAACAUCGGUUUUGAUGAUUACACCCGAGGUUCCUACCAUAGGCGUCCUUACCGAGAUCGUUUUAAUACAAGAUCUAAAAAGACCUUCUCAAGAGGAAGAGGUAAUUUUCAAAACCAGUCAAGUUCUCCUUUAAGCAAUGUGGCGCCAAAGAAAAAGUUUGAGAAAGUGAAAAAACAGCCAGAAGAUUCUAAGAAAUUCGAACAGGACAAGGGAAAUACUGCAGCAUCAGUGAAAAAAGAUGUCCCAUCCAAGGUCAAACCAAAAGAUAGUCAGCCUGAUGAAGAGUCUCCUAGCCAGACUGACUCUGUUACAUCUCCUGAAGUUGUUGCAGAAGAAGAAACACCAUCUGGAAUUACAAAAAUCCCUCCUCACACCCAGAAUGAAGAUAUUGUAGUGGAUAAACUGGAAGAUUGUGAGGCCACUGAAGAUCUUCUCAGUCAGACUGUCUCUAUUUUGUCUCCUGGAGUAUCCACAGAAGAUAAAACAUCAUCUUGUAGCACAGAAGUCCUUCAAGACAUUGAGGAGAAAGAUUCUGUAUUGACUGAAACUUCAGCCAAGCAGAAUGAUACAGAUCACUAUCAAACUUGUGUUGCUCCAAUUCUUGAUUCUUCCAGCCUUCCAAGUACCCUCACUGAUGUUCACUAUGAGCCUGUCCUAGUGAGAGAAAAAGAUAAUGAAUUGUCUGAAACUUCAGCCAAGCAAAAUGAUACAGAUGAUUCUCAAACUUACGUUGUUGCUCCAGCUCUUGAUUCUUCCAACCUUCUAAAUACCUUCAAUGAUGUUCACUGUGACCCUAUCCUAGUGAGAGGAAAAGAUAAUGAAUUGUCUGAAACUUCAGCCAAGCAGAAUGAUGCAGAUGAUUCUCAAGUUUAUGUUGUUGCUCCAGCUCUUGAUUCUUCCAACCUUCUAAAUACCCUCAAUGAUGUUCACUGUGAGCCUGUGCUAGUGAGAGAGAAAGAUAACGAAUUGACUGAAACUUCAACUAAGCAGAAUGAUACAGAUGAUUCUCAAGCUGAUGUUGCUCCAGCUCUCGAUUCUUCCAGCCUUCCAAGUACCCUCAAUGAUAUUCACUGUGUACCUGUGCUAGUGAGAAGAAACGUUAUUGGAUUGACUGAAACUUCAGCCAAGCAGAAUUAUGCAGAUGAUUCUCAAGUUUAUGUUGUUGCUCCAGAUCUCAAUUCUUCCAGCCUUCCAAGUACCUUUAAUGAUGUUCACUGUGAGCCUGUCCCAGUGAGAGGAAAAGAUACUGGACUGACUGAAACUUCAACUAAGCAGAAUGAUACAGAUGAUUCUCAAGCUGAUGUUGCUCCAGCUCUCGAUUCUUCCAGCCUUCCAAGUACCCUCAAUGAUAUUCACUGUGUACCUGUGCUAGUGAGAAGAAACGUUAUUGGAUUGACUGAAACUUCAGCCAAGCAGAAUUAUGCAGAUGAUUCUCAAGCUUAUGUUGCUCCAGAUCUCGAUUCUUCCAGCCUUCCAAGUACCUUUAAUGAUGUUCACUGUGAGCCUGUCCCAGUGAGAGGAAAAGAUACUGGACUGACUGAAACUUCAACUAAGCAGAAUGAUACAGAUGAUUCUCAAGCUGAUAUUGCCCCAGCUCUUGAUUCUUCCAGCCUUCCAAGUACCCUCAAUGAUAUUCACUGUGUACCUGUGCUAGUGAGAAGAAACGUUAUUGGAUUGACUGAAACUUCAUCUAAGCAGAAUGAUACAGAUGAUUCUCAAGCUGAUGUUGUUCCAGCUCUCGAUUCUUCCAGCCUUCCAAGUACCCUGAAUGAUAUUCACUGUGUACCUGUGCUAGUGAGAAGAAAUGUUACUGGAUUGGCUGAAAAUCAGGGAGCAUGGGCACCUGAAGAUUAUCAGGAGCCACCCUGGAAUGUGAACCAAGCUGACCAAUAUCUUAAAGUGUCUGAAUGUUACAAAGACUCAGUGUCUACUUCUAUUUCUUCUAAUGGAAAACAUAAUAUUGAAAGCUUGGUAAAAUCCACGUCUAGUUCUCCAAAUAUUUAUCACAGCAUCAAUUCCAAACAUUCUAGUACAAAUCAGACCUCAAGAGACUUAUGUUGCCAAAGUCCAAGAUCCUACGUCAGGCAAGAGUGUAACUCAAGAUCUUCUGGCAAGCAAGACCUGUCCACUGAAAGACAGGGCAGAAGUUCAAAAUUAUCCUGUAGGCAAGGACAUCGUUCAGGAUCUUCCCACAAACAAGAAGACUCUCCUCAAAGAGAAAAGCAUACAUCAAAAUCUCCUUACAGACAAGAACAGUCUUCUCAGAAACGAGACUGUAGCCCAAAAACCUCUCUCAUGCAAGAACAUGGUGUGAAGUCAACAUGCAAGCGAAAGCGUAGUUCAAAUUCUCCUCCAAAAAGGAAACAAAAUUCAAAAUCUCAGAAGCUGGAUAGGUGGAAAGAGAAAAAGUUGGGAAGAAGUUGUUGCUGCCAUUGCUAUUACCACUGUCAACAGAGCUGCAGUCCACCCCAAGAGAGUUUGUGGCACAGAAGUGGCUCUCCUGCUUACUUAACUUGUAAAACAGAGCACCUCAAUGUUUCCAAAGAUAUAAGAAACGUCUAUGGAAUGCCAUACCACCUUUCUCCCGAGAGGUCUAUUGCGAAUGAAAAGGAAAUAAUAGAGAGCAGACAAGUGGUGGAACCUAAGAUACCAGUAAUUAAAAAGAAAAAAAGAGCAACAUCAAAGACUGGAAGAAAGGCUUUGAAGUCAUCAACAAAAAAGAAGAAAACAAGCUCUCCUUGCCACCUUAAUGCUGAAGAAGAAACUAAUUCUUCAGUCCCAUCCUGGACUCCUAAAGACCGAUCUGCAGCAGUGCUGGCAAGAAAAGAAGAGCUUGAACAGGCCUACCUGCAGGUCCUUCUCAACUUUGGAGUAAUAGCCAUCAUGCUGGUGGAAAAGGAACCCUGCAUGAUAGAAGCAAUGAGCUCAGCACUACGAGCUAACCUGAGAAAGAUUGGAGACUACUAUGAAUGUCUGCUAAAGAACUACAUUGACAGCUUAACUGAAGCCAGCUGAGAAGACAUUGGCAAAUCUACCUAAUGUACCUGAAGCUUUUUCUAAGACAAUAAACAGGAGGAAGCUUUCUGUUCUUCAAGCCCGGGAUAAACUAUGGCCUUGGAGAAGGACGCCUUUUGGCAGUAGAGCUGAGAAACCACUUUCUCCUGCAACAGCUACAGGGUGCAGAAGUGACAGCUAGAAGACUUGAAUGUAUUAUUGUAAUAUCAAUCCAAGGACUUUGGAAGAGAAAAAUGGGAGGCAAAAAGGGUAAAAAGAUGAGUGUGAUGCCUAAUGAAUUCUGAAUGGCUCAGGUAACUCAGGUCAGGUGGUAACUGGAAUAGAAGUAGAAUCUACUAAGAUUUAUACUUUGAGUUAUAUGGAAGCUUCACGUUCUUGGUAAUGUGGAAGAAGUUCUUAUUUUAGCUUAUUAAAAAUACUGUUGAGCAGUUUUGAAUGUUGGACUUUGUGCAGAAGCAAGCUAGAGGUCUCUGUUCUGUGAUGGUCCAGUAAUACUCAAGAGAAGCCCUGGUGAAAAUAGUAUUUGCUUCUUUUAAAUCUAUGAAGUAGUAUUUUUAAAGAAAAAAUAAAAUCAUUUUGAGACAA